GUGAUGGCCGCGUUCGGCGUCGGCGGCUACUCGCUCGUGUGCCUCUACUUCGUCCUCGGCAGCGCGGUCACGAAGCUGAAAAUGAAACAAAAACAAGCGGAGGGGAUCGCGGAGGCGAGAGGCGGGCGCAGAGGGAUCGCGUCCGUGUGGGGCAGCGGCGUCGCCGGGGCGCUGUGCGCGGCGUGCGCGCUGUCGGGCGUCGCCCCCGGCGCGGAGGCGUUCCGCCUCGGGUUCGUCGCGUCGUUCUGCUCCAAGCUCAGCGACACGACCGCGAGCGAGGUCGGGAAGGCGUACGGGAAGACGACGUACAUGUCCACGCCGCCGUUCAAGAGCGUCCCGCGAGGGACCGAGGGCGCGGUGAGCCUGGAGGGGACGAUCGCGGGCGUCGUCGCGAGCUUUUUCUUCGCCGGCGUCGGCGUCGUCGUCGGCGCGUGCGACGCGAACGGCGCGGUCGUCGCGACGUUCGCGGCGUUCAUCGCGACGACGCUCGAGAGCUGGCUCGGGGCGACGACGCAAGGGAAGGAAGGGUUCGAGUGGCUGAGCAACGAUCUCGUGAACAUGAUUCAGAUCGUGAUCGCCGCGGGGAUCGCCGUG
Molecule: messenger RNA, 594 nt
Organism: Micromonas pusilla CCMP1545
Lineage: Eukaryota; Viridiplantae; Chlorophyta; Mamiellophyceae; Mamiellales; Mamiellaceae
Exons: 1
Cellular component (GO): chloroplast inner membrane
Source: RefSeq, a predicted model, not a curated record